Molecule: messenger RNA, 2183 nt
Organism: Peromyscus californicus insignis
Lineage: Eukaryota; Metazoa; Chordata; Mammalia; Rodentia; Cricetidae
Gene: Top6bl
Product: chromosome unknown C11orf80 homolog
Exons: 16
Coding region: 1-2073 (690 amino acids)
Biological process (GO): reciprocal meiotic recombination; meiotic DNA double-strand break formation
Source: RefSeq, a predicted model, not a curated record
AUGGCGCUCUUCAAGCCAGCUGCCAACAAGCUGCGGAGCUGGAGGAAGCUGUGUCUUCACAGGCCCCGGACAGACCCUAGCGCGUCCCCAGUCCCACGACCGGCGCCGGCCGGUCCACCGCAGGACCCGCCGCACCACGAAACGCCUGCGCUGCCAGACGCGCUCCGAGCCCAGGCGACCCCGAUCCAUCAGCGCGUCUGUCAGCCCAACUCUUCCAGACUCUUCUCUGUGCUCCACAGAGGUCCGCGUACCCCAAGCCUCGACCCUCACGGUCUUCAGUGGUACCUGGCUGGCCCGCACAGAACCCGGAUUUUGAGAUACUUAAUAAUUCACUGGAAGUCUGAAACAGAACUGUCAGAGGGCGCAUUGCUAGAAGGGCAGCUAACCAUUUCCAUAGAGGCAUUGAGCUCGAAGCACUUGCCGAAUUCUCUUCAUUGUGCAAUAACUAUUGCUUCUACAGGAAGUGUUCAUGGUGGCCUGGUCUUCAAGAAGUUUCUACAAGAAAUACAACCUGUGCUGCCCCAGUUCUCUGCACAGCUGACUUGGGCUUCAGAGGAGGGUGACCAUUCUCAAGAAACAUCAGGCAGAACACCAUUCCAGAUGAUUUUUAAGGUUGAUGAAAGUCCUCGAAGUUUGAUGACAGACUGUCUGGUUAUAAAGCAUUUUUUACGAAAAAUCAUCAUAGUUCAUCACAAGCUCAAGUUUAAUUUCAGUUUAACGGUGAAUGGGAUCCAUUCUGCAGAGAUCUUUGGGGCAGAAAACGAACCGACUUUGAGACUGUCCAAUGGCAUCACGCUUGCUGUGGGCUUUCAGCAUUAUGUGAGUAAGCCAAAGUUGAGUUCCAGUGGGUCACACUGCAGCAGAAUCCACCCUGUGCUCGGACAUCCAGCAGUGCUGUCCGUCCCUGACAGCAUGGCCGACAUGGGCUCGGUGGGCAGACUGACACUGACUCCAGUUGCUGCUCUGUGCCCCAGCCCCAAGGGCUUCUCCAGCCAACUGAACAGGAUUUCUUCAGUUUCCAUAUUUCUGUAUGGACCUUUGGGUCUACCUCUGAUAUCAGAUCAGGAGCAGCCAAGUACCACUGUCUUCAGAGAUACCUCUUAUUUCAUUGACUGGAAGAAACACAAUUUGUUUAUGGUACCCACUUUGGAUCUCAAUUUGGAUACAGAUUUGGUGCUUCCAGAUGUGUGUUACCAAGUGGAAUCCAGUGAGGGGAAUCAGUCUCAGGUUAUGGACUCACAGGGACCGGUUCUGCUACUUUUCCUAUUUGUAGAUUUCCACAGUGGAUUCCCAGUCCAGCAAGUGGAGAUCUGGGGACUCCAUACUCUGCUCACAGCUCAUCUCAGUGCCAUCCUCUCAGAGAGCCGCAGCACAGUGCAAGACUCCAUCCACUCAGCCGUGGACCAGGUCUUGGAGCGGCAUCACCAGGCUGCCCAGGCUCAUCAGAGACUGCAGGGCUCCCUCUCUGUGGCUGUGAACUCCAUCAUGAGUGUGCUGACUGGAAGCACCUGCAGCAGCUUCAGGAAGACAUGCCUCCAGGCUCUUGAGGCAGCUGACACACAGGAAUUUGGGAACAAACUGCAUAGAAUAUUUUAUGAUACCACCCAGCACCGACUUCGACACCACUGCUCAUGUGACACAGAACAGCACCCGACUGCAGAGAAAAGGCAUCCUGCCCAGAGUACCGAAGGCUGGCAUGAGAAUAUCGGCUCCGAGUCUCUUGUAGAGACCAGCGGGCAAGCAGAAAACAAGAAGCUCAAGAGAAGCCCCAACCAGGGCAAGGAAGAAUCGCAAGCUCUCUGCCCCGCUAGGGAUCUGAGCCCUCCAGAGUCCGCCACGGGUCACCACGAGCCCACCGUGGCCUCCCCAAAUGCCAGAGGAUCGCAGGCCCAAGCGGCCCACGGCAGGGUCCCCGCGGCUGACGCAGCGAGCCCCGCCGGCGGCCUGGAGGUACUAUGGCGAGCGCGGGGUGGGUGCGGGCCUGGGCUGCUGCCGCUGGGUCCUCACCACUGUCUCCUCUGCUCCCGCAGGACUUGUGGCUGCAGGAGGUCUCCAAUCUGUCCGAGUGGCUGAGUCCGGGGCGCAGGUUCUAAUCGCCCGCCACUGAGGAUCCCAGCGGGCCAAAGAAGCCCGGGACACGUGUGUCAUGCCUUCUGGGGUUCAAUAAAGCUGCUGCAAGCACA